Messenger RNA from Oldenlandia corymbosa var. corymbosa, 711 nucleotides. NCBI's taxonomy places the organism in Eukaryota, Viridiplantae, Streptophyta, Magnoliopsida, Gentianales, Rubiaceae. The record is from the annotation of a GenBank genome assembly.
AUGGUAUUGGAAGCUGAUUAUCCAAUGCCCCAGCAUUUGGAAAAACUUGUCUCUGAUGUGCUUGAGGAGCCCAUUACAAGGAUCUGGUUUGUUACCAUACAGAACAGGGUCGAGCGUCUCCAAGCAUGCGCUUCAUACGUUGCGGAGAGGACUAGAACAGGAAUUGAAGUUUCUGGGAGUAGUAAUUCUGUUAAGAUUGUUAUCAGUGGGAUUGAGGUCGAUGUAAAGCAAGCCAAAGAAUAUAUUGAUGACGUCUUGAACGAAAUCCAUUAUCUUGGAAAUCCAAUUGGGGUAGCGAAAGGAGAGAUAGCACCGAUGGAUGUAUCCAAUCUCAAAAGGGAUGUGAUCCAUCUCUCUCAGGGUCUCGCUGCGUGGGUGAUUGGACACAAGGGGCAAGGGAUUCGGAAGCUGAGGGAUGAUAGUGGAUGUAGGAUGUAUGUUCUGAACAGUGAAAAACUUAUUGUGGUUGGUACUGAAGAAAAAGUUCAGAGUGCUGUAAAAUUUUUGAAUGAGUUGUUGCGUGGAGUUAGAUAUGCCGAACAGAUACGCAUCCCUAUGCAAAUGUUUCCCGUGCAAUGGUUGUGUGAUGUUACAGGGUGCAAUGUGGAUGUUUCUUGCACACCUCCAUGGAUGGUCCUCAACCUCUAUGGUCUUUUUGAGCAAAUUGAAUAUGCAAAAUUGAUCGCUUUUGGCAGGUGGCCAUCUUCUUGA